GUCUGCUGAUCUGCUACUGCGGAUUGCUCAGAAUAACACGGCUGCUCGCUAAUUCCCGUCUAUCGGGGCUUUCGCCGAAACACCGAGAGAGUAGGGUCCAAAAAAAGCCAACAAGGCAGGCAAGAUCGCCGCGCCGCCGGAGUCCGCACCCCAGAAUGGCUUCAGGAGACCUUUACGAGGUGGAGCGGAUCGUGGACAAGAGGCGGAACAAGAAGGGUAAGUGGGAGUACCUGAUCAGGUGGAAAGGUUAUGGAAGUAAGGAGGACACAUGGGAGCCAGAGCACCACCUUCUGCACUGCGAGGAAUUCAUUGACCAGUUCAACAGCUUGAGACUGCAUUCACACAAACGGCCCAAGGUUCCAAAGAAUUGUCAAGAGCCCCUCAUCACCAGCCAGCCAUCUGCCACAGAGAACUCCAGAGCUCGGUCCGAGGCCCGAAAGAAGAAAAGGACGUUUGGCCCGGCUGUUGGAGUUAGAGUAGGAGCUGUUCUAGGGAUUGGAGGUGGAGGUUCAGGAUCCACUCAGAAGCCGAAGAAGGUGGGUGUUGGACCUGGGAAACCUGCUUUAGGGGACCGAAUUAGCAAAGCCAUGACGUACAAGGCUCCUCCGCCGGCAGGGCCUCACUUUGUUCCUCCAAUGAGGGUUCCUCAUAACGGACUCCAGCAUGGCGAGAUGGAUCCUCUCGUGUACAGGACGGCAGCAAGGUCACAUAGACUGCCCUUGGACAGAGUGGAUAGAGAACAAGGAGGCGUGGAUACCACUGGACAACAGUUCACCACUGAGCUAGGCUCCCCUCUGGCUAAUGGCAAGAUGCAUCUCCACAGCUCAGUGAAGCGGAAGUUGGCUGAAGAGAAAGGCCACGUGUUCGACAAGCGGCUCAGGUAUAACGUGCGGCAGAACGAGAGCAACUGUCGAUUCCGAGACAUCGUGGUCAGGAAGGAGGAAGGCUUCACGCACGUCCUGCUCUCCAGCCAAACCACAGACAACAACGCUCUGACACCAGAGAUCAUGAAGGAAGUGUGUCGAGCUCUUGGUAAUGCAGCUGCUGAUGACAGCAAAUUAUUACUGCUCAGCUCCGUUGGGACCGUUUUUUGCAGCGGCCUGGAGCCGUCGUACCUGAUAGGUCGUCUGUCCACUGACCGCAGGAAAGAGAGCAGCCGCAUCGCAGAUGCCGUACGGGAGUUUGUGUUGGCAUUCAUCCACUUCAAGAAACCCAUUGUGGCAGCAAUAAAUGGACCUGCUCUGGGUUUAGGGGCCUCCAUCCUGCCUCUGUGUGAUGUGGUGUGGGCCAGUGAGAGGGCCUGGUUUCAAACUCCAUGUGCAGCCCUCCACCUCACCCCCUCUGGAUGCUCCUCUUACACCUUUCCCCAGAUCCUGGGCGUAGCUCUGGCCAACGAGAUGCUGUUCUGUGGAAGAAAACUCACGGCACAAGAAGCAUGCAGUCGAGGUCUGGUGUCGCAGGUCUUCUGGCCAACGACAUUUAACCAAGAAGUGAUGCUGCGUGUGAAGGAAAUGGCCUCGUGCAAUGCCGUGGUUUUAGAAGAAUCCAAAUGUCUGGUGAGGAGUAUCCUCAUGUCAGUCCUGGAGGAAGUGAAUGAGAAAGAGUGUCAGAUGCUGAAGCAGCUGUGGUGUUCAACCAAAGGACUAGAGGCACUCUUCAGUUACCUGCAGAACAAGGCGUACGAGAAGUGAUCAACCCACACCCGGAAAACUGAUCCAUGUGGAGACGCGAUCUCAAACGUAAGAAAAGGUUACAAUAAGGGUCUUUGUUUCCAUCCAUCAGAAGAGGGGAUUCUCAGUUCGCUUACAUGUCUACCAACAACAACUUCAUGAUCUUCUUCUUUUGUAAAGCAACUUCUAUUUUAUAUUUAUUGGACCCAUAACUGCCCAGAUGUUUAAUGUUUUAGAAAUCAAAGAGCAAAGGGCCGAGCGUGCAUUGUUUCGAUAAACACUGAAGGUGGUUCUUCAGGGAGGUACAGAGUGUUUCUGUACGUACGUAUGCCAGACGUGUGUUUAUGAAAUUAUCAGGAUGUAUGAAAUCAAUGUAUGUCUGAGAGCACAUGCUAAAUAGGCGAUAAUAUAUAUUAAAAUAUAUUUAUUUAAAUCGUGUAAAAUGGUUGCUUUCUGAAUAUAAUGAUUUUCUUUAGUCUGCUCAUUGUUUUUAGAGUAUAAAGUGUAAAAUCAGAGUUUGCAUGAGGACACUGUUUGUUGCUCCUUAUAUGCACAUUCCGUCCUCUCUGUACAGACAGAAGAAAACUGGCCAUCAAAAGAAAACGUGCGCUUAUUUCUCAUCACGCUGUUCAUUGUUCGUACUGUAAAUGUCUUUAUGACACAUAACAGUUUGCCAGUAAAUGUGUUAUCAUUAUCAUAAUCCCCAUGCGGUUGCUUCUGUUACAUGAAGUCAUGACAUGAGUACAUAAGUAUCACCCUCAUAUUGUCAACAUCCAUCUGUCUUUAGUUGUUUUCACCUGCGACAAAAACGGCAAGAGUUUAAUUACAUUUUUAUUCCUACAAAUGAAAUCUCAUUGGGGGGGAUUUUUCCUUUCAAGGGGAGACCUGUUUGAAUUGAAAUGCGAAUCAGAAAGAUGAGAGGAAAUGGACAACGCUCGAAGCCUCAUGUGAAUCACAGCACUACAUGUACAAAUGUGCAUUUUGGGUGGAGUACAAAAUGAGUUGAGGUGUUUAACGAAUCAGUGGCACGUAUCACAUGGAAGGAUUAGAGAUUUCAUCCCAGUUAGUUUGAGCUACAUUUAGUAGCCGCACAUGCAGUGCUGCGGUGGUUCAAUAUGUAUAACACGGCUUCCAGUUAUCAAUGCAGAUGUUAUUGUGUGGAAUGUGUGAUCAUCAUGUUGAUAUUAGUGGACAGUUUUUGCUUACUUACUUUUUUUUGUUGUUGUUGUUGAGCACACAAAAGAGAUGAUAACUGCUUGGUCCUCAUAUUAAUCACACUGUGACUACACUAAUUGUCAGUGAUCUAUAUCGUGGAAAAUGCAACAGUCGUGUAGCUGUGGUCGACUUCGUCCUUAUCUGCAUGUGAGGAUUCAAGAUCAAAUCCAUUUUGUAUUGCGAUGUGUAUUACAUGUAGGGAUACAUUUUGUUUUGUAGGUCUGUGAAAAUCAUUUUGUAAAACUCAGAAGAUAUUUGGACAUGUUCUGCAGUGGUGCACAUGCAGUACAGAAUAAUAUAUAAUGUCGACUGCUUUGUGUUACUAAUUGCAUGUAAUAUACUGUACAUAUAAAUGUGUUGCCUGUCUGAAUACCUUUUAUAUUUCAGGGUAUGUUUUGUAUAAAUAUUGUAAGUAUUGUUAGAAAUGGUGUAGUUUAUUUUUCUAUUUAUUUUGAGACAGCUGUUUUGGAUGUGCAGUGCCAUUUGGUUUUAUUUGCUCCAUAUGCCCCCCUUUCUAAAUACUCCCAUCAAAACUCUGAUGAACAAAAUGUGUCAGAUAAU
Molecule: messenger RNA, 3446 nt
Organism: Cottoperca gobio
Lineage: Eukaryota; Metazoa; Chordata; Actinopteri; Perciformes; Bovichtidae
Gene: cdyl
Product: chromodomain protein, Y-like
Exons: 7
Coding region: 156-1691 (511 amino acids)
Cellular component (GO): nucleus
Molecular function (GO): transcription corepressor activity
Source: RefSeq, a predicted model, not a curated record